Xenia sp. Carnegie-2017 is the source of this 2369-nucleotide messenger RNA. RefSeq names its product hemicentin-2-like. Gene Ontology annotation, molecular function: calcium ion binding. Bases 90 to 2117 code for a protein of 675 amino acids. NCBI's taxonomy places the organism in Eukaryota, Metazoa, Cnidaria, Anthozoa, Malacalcyonacea, Xeniidae. The transcript has 10 exons. The record is from RefSeq and is a predicted model, not a curated record.
UAGGACCAGCAUUUCAAACCAAAGAUCCAGAAAAAUUUUUAAAGUUUUUAAAUGACAUUACAGUUCAUGGCGGACAUGAUUGCCCGGAAAUGAGCGUCACAGCGAUCAAAAAAGCUCUAGAACUUAGUCUCCCAGGAUCUGUCAUUUAUGUAUUUACGGACGCGGAGGCAAAAGAUCACCAAAUGCUUGGGGAGGUUGUGCAGUUGAUUACAAGAAAGAAAAUUCGUGUGAACUUCAUUUUGACAGGAAACUGUGGUUUGGAAAAAAAUUUUAAGAGAAGAAAUACUUAUGAAAGAAUCGCAAUCCUGUCUUCAGGACAAAUUGUUAACAUAAACAAAUCUGAUAUUGCAAAGAUUUGGGAUUAUGUUAAGCUAUCCAUUAAUCCAAACCGCAAAAAUAUAUUUUCCGUGGAUAAAUUAUCGAGCGGAGAACGGACGUACUUUAUUCAAAUUGAUCAAUAUAUUGACGUGGUGGUAAUUACAGUCAGUGGCGAGAAUAUAGAGGUGGAAAUAAAGGAUAACACGGGUGAAAUAGUACGCUUAACCGAUAAGAAUGUGGAUGUUUUACUGAACCUACCAUCGGUACUCUCUGUUCUCAUGCGAAAUCCAAAGGAAGGAAACUGGAGUGUUAAAGUUCGCAGUGUUGAAGGCCAAACAUUAAGAGUAGAAGCCAUUAGUGAUUAUUGGGAUGAGAUAAACCAACAGCAUGAAGUGAAUGUUAUACCUAAAGUGAACGAGUGCUCACAAAGAAUUCAUGACUGCGAUCCUCAACAACAAUGUGUUGACUUGCCUUUUGGAUUCAUUUGCAUAAAUAAGUGCAAAACAGGUUUUAAUAUGACUAUCAAAGGACAUUGUAUUGAUAUCAACGAAUGCACCAAUAAUCCCUUUAUCUGUGGGAUAAAAGAAUGUAGAAAUACGAAAGGAAGUUAUCGCUGCUUAGAUGAGUGUCCACGUGGUUUUGCACGUGAUGCCUAUGAUAUUUGUAAAGAUAUCAAUGAAUGUUUAAUAAACCCAUCAAUCUGUGGAGAAAAUGAUUGUUUCAAUAUUGAAAGAAGUUAUCGUUGUCUAAGGAAGUGUUCGCGAGGAUAUAAUCGUAACAGUGACGGUGAUUGCGAAGAUAUCAAUGAAUGUUUGAAAUAUCCGUCAUUGUGCGGAAAAGACGAAUGCUACAACAUUAAAGGAAGCUAUAGUUGCCAAGAAAUUUGCUCGCGAGGAUUUAGACGAUAUAACAAUUCUCAAUGCAUAGAUAUUGAUGAGUGUUUCGAGUCGUCGUUUAUUUGUGGCAACAAGGAAUGUUUUAACGUUGUUGGAAGUUACCGUUGCGUUGAUAAAUGUUCCAAAGGUUACUACCGCAGCGACAAUGGAUAUUGCAAAGAUAUCGACGAGUGUCUUGACGGUUCUAACAAAUGUCAACAUAUGUGUAAAAAUACAGAAGGUGGAUAUAAAUGUUUAUGUCCGAGAGGAAGCAGACUUGCAGCAGAUGAAAGAAAAUGUAUCCGCACAAGAGCAUGUGUGACACGUGAUCAUAGAAGCUGUCAAUACCAAUGUAAUGUUUCAACGGGAAUCUGUGAAUGUCCUGAAGGAUACAAACUGCACUGGAACGAGGCUUCAUGCAUCGAUAUCAACGAAUGCUUUAGUGGAAAACACGCGUGUGGUACUCGAGCUUGUUUCAAUACGUUAGGAAAGUACCAUUGCUUAAAUCUUACAUGUCCACAUGGUUAUUUUCCUACUACUGACGGAUAUUGCACAAUGCAAUGUUUCUACCAAGCCAACCAGUGUCCAGCACGAUACACAAAAGUACAAUAUACAUCCAUAAGUAUCCCACGCUAUUUACCAGUAAACACAGACUUCUUGCACCUUAAACCCUACAUAGUUCCAGUAGGAAGAUCGUCUUUGAACAUUGGUUGUAGGGCAUAUUUCCAUCCACCAAAAGACGUCAACCAUUUGUUUGGUGUAUAUCAGCUUGGUGACUUGGGAGUUUUGUACAACAGAGCUGUUUUCCAUCAACCAGGAUUUUACGAGUUGAGAAUUGUCUCAGAUUAUUUGAAUGGUUUUGGUGAAGUUUUAAGUCGUACUACGUUUUAUGUAUUCGUCGAUGUCGCUUAUUAUACGUUUUAGAUAGGAAAUGAUCUUUUCUUAUCUGCCAUUUGUUAGCAAGAAAAACGAAGAAGAAAGCUGGUUAUGUUUCUGUUUUGGCAAACUACAUGGAUAUUUUUGCUAUCAUCAAUUUUCAUAACACUAUAACAAUCAAUCUAUUUUAAUUUAUGUUUACACAAACGAUAUUUAAGUUUACGUGAUUUGAAACAUUGCAACACACCAUUAACGAUUACAUUUCGACGUCAAAGAAAUAAAAUUUCCAUUGAAAAUAAA